Aspergillus ibericus CBS 121593 is the source of this 416-nucleotide messenger RNA. RefSeq lists its product as uncharacterized. The record is from RefSeq and is a predicted model, not a curated record. The transcript has a single exon. Lineage: Eukaryota; Fungi; Ascomycota; Eurotiomycetes; Eurotiales; Aspergillaceae. Bases 56 to 337 code for a protein of 93 amino acids.
CGCAAGCAGUGGCAAGGAGUGCAAGCUGCUUCGUACCGUAGGGCGACCUCGUUCCAUGGCAUUCUUCGUGCUGUCAGAAUCUCGAAUGACGGCAUCGUUCGCAUUUCUGUCUACUUACAGAUGUAUUGGAGCGGCUGUGAUUUUCCCCAUGACUGCCCGCAUCCCAUCCCCUCUGCAACCAUGCAUGCGGAACCAGUUUUAUCCAACAUUAUCCAACACUGCGCAGUAUUUUCCAGGACUAUCGGUAUGGUCUGCAGCGGAGUGCAUUGGCCCCAGCAUCCUGCACGGGUCCAGAGUUGGUGAUGGGGGCUCACCUGUCAAGGUCCGAACCCCCUGAUUUGCCUUGGGCUCCACUAUCAUGGCGUUCGACAGGUCAAAUAUCGCCUUCACGCCUCAACGGCCAAGGCUAAAUCAAG